UCCAUGGAGUUUUCAUGGCAAGGAUACUGGAGUGGGUAGCCUGGCGUGCUGUGGUCCAUGGGGUCGCGAAGAGUCGGGAACAACUUCGUGACUGUACAACAAUGGUGGCAGUAUUGAUCCAAAGAAUGUCUUCCAAGCAGGCCACCUCUCCAUUUGCAGCUGAUGGAGAGGAAGCAACGACCCAGGACUUAGCAUCCCAGGAGCAGGAAGGCGGCAACAAUGAAGAGCUUGUGGCUUCCCAUCUGCCUCUGCACACCAUAUUGCACAACAAACCUCAUUCUGAGGAGCUACCAACUCUAGUUACUACAGGCCAACAAGACGCUGACUGGAAUAGUGUUAUCUCAACUCAGCAUCGAAUGGAGUCAGAAAGUAAUAAAUUAUGUUCCUUGUAUUCCUUCCGAAAUACUUCUACCUCACCACAUAAGCCCGAAGAAGGAGGUCGUGAUCGCAGCGAAUUAAUGACCAGUGUUAAUUUUGGAACUCCAGAACGCCGCAAAGGAAGCCUUGCCGAUGUGGUGGACACACUGAAACAGAAGAAAUUAGAGGAGAUGACCAGAACUGAGCAGGAAGAUUCAUCUUGCAUGGAAAAAUUGCUUUCUAAAGACUGGAAGGAGAAAAUGGAAAGAUUAAACACAAGUGAACUCCUUGGAGAAAUUAAAGGUACUCCUGAAAGCCUAGCAGAAAAAGAGCGACAGCUCUCUACUAUGAUCACCCAGCUCAUCAGUUUACGGGAGCAGCUUCUGGCUGCCCAUGAUGAACAAAAAAAGCUGGCAGCGUCACAAAUUGAAAAACAACGGCAGCAAAUGGACCUUGCUCGCCAACAGCAAGAGCAGAUUGCAAGACAACAACAGCAACUUCUGCAACAGCAGCACAAAAUCAAUCUACUGCAGCAGCAAAUUCAGGUUCAGGGUCACAUGCCUCCGCUCAUGAUCCCAAUUUUUCCACACGACCAGCGGACACUGGCAGCAGCUGCUGCAGCCCAGCAGGGAUUCCUUUUCCCCCCAGGAAUAACUUACAAGCCAGAAAGAGGUGGGAUCAGCUCUGAACGGUAUGCGUUUGAAUGUAAGCUGCAUAUUAAAUGUAAGCUAAAUUUCUUAAAAAGAAAACUUACUCUCAUUUUGCAGCAACUCUAUGCCGCUCAGUUGGCCAGCAUGCAGGUUUCGCCUGGAGCAAAGAUGCCCUCCACCCCUCAGCCACCAAACACAACAGGGACGCUCUCACCUACUGGGAUGAAAAAUGAAAAAAGAGGGACCAGUCCUAUAACUCAAGUUAAGGAUGAUGCUGCGCAGCCACUGAAUCUCUCAGCCAGACCCAAGACAGCGGAACCUGUCAAAUCCCCAUCAUCACCAACACAGAGCCUCUUCCCUACUAGUAAAACCAGCCCAGUGAAUGUGGUCAAUAAAAGUGGAAUCCCCAGCCCUAUUGGUACAGCUCUGGGAAGAGGAUCUUCUCUAGACAUCCUUUCCAGUCUUAAUUCACCUGCCCUGUUUGGGGACCAGGACACAGUAAUGAAAGCCAUUCAGGAAGCUCGAAAGAUGAGAGAACAGAUCCAGAGAGAGCAGCAGCAACAGCCUCAUGGCAUUGAUGGAAAGCUUCCCUCCAUGAAUAAUAUGGGUCUAAACAACUGCAGGGCUGAAAAGGAAAGAACACGCUUUGAGAAUUUAGGCCCGCAGCUAUCAGGGAAGCCCAAUGAGGAUGGAAAACUAGGCCCAGGAGUCAUUGAUCUUACAAGGCCAGAAGAUGCAGAGGGAAGUAAAGCAAUGAAUGGCUCUGCAGCUAAACUACAGCAGUAUUAUUGUUGGCCAACAGGAGGCGCCACUGUGGCUGAAGCACGAGUCUACAGGGAUGCCAGGGGCCGAAGUAGCAGUGAGCCACAUAUCAAACGACCAAUGAACGCUUUUAUGGUUUGGGCAAAAGAUGAACGCAGAAAAAUUCUUCAAGCAUUUCCUGACAUGCACAACUCCAAUAUUAGUAAAAUUCUUGGCUCCCGCUGGAAAUCUAUGUCAAAUCAAGAAAAACAACCUUACUACGAAGAGCAAGCACGGCUAAGUAAAAUACACCUAGAGAAGUACCCCAAUUACAAAUAUAAGCCUCGACCAAAACGUACCUGCAUUGUUGAUGGCAAGAAACUGCGUAUUGGAGAAUACAAACAGCUCAUGAGAUCUCGAAGGCAGGAGAUGAGGCAAUUUUUCACAGUAGGGCAACAGCCUCAGAUUCCAAUCACCACAGGAACGGGCGUGGUCUAUCCGGGUGCUAUUACGAUGGCAACUACUACACCAUCUCCGCAGAUGACAUCUGAUUGCUCCAGCACCUCUGCUAGCCCUGAGCCCAGCAUCCCUGUCAUUCAGAGCACUUAUGGCAUGAAGACGGACAGCGGGAGCCUUGCUGGAAAUGACAUGAUAAAUGGGGAGGAUGAGAUGGAAAUGUAUGAGGACUUUGAAGAUGACCCCAAAUCAGACUAUAGCAGUGAGAAUGAAGCCCAUGAGGCUGUCACUGCCAACUGAGGAUAUUUGCUGAAUUAAAAGUACUCUGACUUUUUUGUUUUUGUUUUGUUUUGAACAAAAAGUUCUUAAAUGAGCCUGCAUGCAUGUGUGGCUCCUACAGUUACAUCUGCAGAAUGGUCUUAAAUGUUUCUUAAUGUGUGACACAGAUUGUUCCCUAAUUUUCAUGAACAUUUUUUUUAAUUUAGGUGAAGACAUUAAGUAUCAGACAUUGGGACUUGAAAACUUAUAUGAAUCAAUAGCUCUCUUACAAGUCUUACCUGUUUUUGUCUAUUUUUUCUCUUCCUGGAUGCUGAUAAAAAGGUUUAAGUUACUGUUUUAAAUGGGGGUUUUACAUUCUCACUCAGGUAUGCUGUGCCAGCCUACAGGUUGUGAAUGUGUUUUUAUUCUGAAUUAUUUUAGAAAACAAAAACAAAACAAAAAAUAACCGUAAAUUUCCUGUCACAAAACAGAACAAGUCCUCAAGUUUGUGCAUCUGUGUGUCUUAACUCAUCUUUUUUAAACAAGGUCUCUAAAUUCCAUUUUUUUCCAAGCUGAUUUCUGAUGUGCCAAACUUUCAUAACUUUUGAAUCUUAACAUUUAAAAAGUCUUAAGGGAGACACUGUAAAGUCUUAGACAAUCUUUUGGCAUCUUAAAACUAUAUAUCUUAAAAAAAUCCUAAUUUUUCCAGAAAAUGGUGAAGUACUCAGGAAUCUGGAGAUAGGUUGUUCUUAAAAUAGUGAACAUGAUUGCCACAAUGCACUUGUCCAGUUGCUUCUGCCUCUUGAUGUACCAUCAGUAUAAAAUACUAAGUAAGCACAAAUGAGCGAUCACCAGCUACAGACAGGCCUGUCUUAAGAAUGUAAGGCCACCUUCAAAUCUGUUCUGUAUCUCUUUUCUUUUAACCCUUACAUUCAGUCCUAAGUACAUUUUCUCUUAAACAAUCUAUUCAUUCCAGAAUGUCAGGGGUCCACAUACAUACUACACACACACACACACACACACACACACACUCACUCAAAAGUGCUGCUAUGGUGGCAUUUUAUUUUCAGUUUACUAUUGACUUGUCUAUAAAGAGUAAUUUCACUAAAAGCCAGUGGGUAUCUAGAAAAUAGAAAGGCACUCCAAUAUUGGAAAAGGAUUAUAUACAUAUAUAGGAAAUUAUAUUUAUCUGUGUCAAAAACACUUGGGGAAAUUCUAAGAUACACAGGAAAAAGGACACGGACACUUAUAUCUGUCUUUUAUGUCCACUUUAAUACUUAAGCCAGGACUCAAAUGGUAAUCCAGCUUGCUUCAUAAAACCAAGGCUACUUUGGAUUUAAAUUUUACAAGCUGCAUGAUCCUGAGUCAGGCUGUUAGCCCACCUGGCCUGGUCCUGUCGUCAUAAGCAGACAGUGGCUCUUAUGGUACAGGCAGGGUACCCAGCAGGAUUUAUUGCUAGCCCUGCCUGAAGAUGCAAGGCAUUGAACCUGGGACCUUCAGCAUGCAAACCACUGAGCCACGGCACUUGCCAAAGUUUCUUUAGCUAUAACCUGCCUGUACAGCAAAAGAAUUGCAAAACAGAGGGAAAGUUCUUUCUGUUACAUGACUAACAUGUAAAGUUAGUCAUGGUGGCUUCAAAGGAAAAAUCUAUCUGGGCUACCAUAGGCUUCUGAGUUUGUUUGGAAUAGUUUUAAAACAAUGGCUCCUAACUCCAGGUCCCCAGAGGUUUGUUGGGCUACAGUUCCUAUCACACCUAACCAGCAUGGUUAGAGACAAUGGUGCAACAACUUUUGGGCAUCCUAGAUUAGGACUUCCUGCUCUAAAGUAUGUUGAGGUUUAGUAAUAUCGGUACAGAUUUUUUGACUGCUGUAUAGUGUACAGAUGACAGCAGUAGUUAGAAAUUACACCAAGUCUUUCUCAUGGGUUUUUGGAGCUGUAAAAUUUUAGGAUUCCACAUACUGCCAUUCCCAUAGUCAACCUGAAGGACACAUUUUUUGUUGUCAGUAUAUGAUCAUAUCUAUGUUUUUUUAAAGCCACACCAAACUGAAGUAUUUCAUAUAAAUUGCAUCAAAUGUUAAUUUCAGAGAAAUAAAAUGGCCCCAUUAUUUGUCCUUAAAUGACAUGUUUUCACUGUACUCUUUUAGGUUUCAGUUGCACAAAGAUGUGCUUAGCAUAGAGGAAUAUUUGCUAAAGCUUUACAUUAUUUGCCCUAUAAAAGGAAAAAUAAAACAAAACAGGUAUACAGCAUAAUAUUCGAAGCAUAAUAUGAAAUUAAAUUUGUAAAGUGCUUUAGGGCUUUUAGAUCAAAGUUGCUGCAAAAUUUUAAACCCUCAUAUAUUUCAUUGCUAAUAUACAAUUACGUUGCAUGUAAAACUAACUUCUAAGGAGUUUGGAGCAGGGGAGGGGUAAAAUAGAACAUUCCCAAGUUAAUAAUCUAGCUCCUAAUAUAAAAAUCAAAUGUUCUAAUCAAGGUUUGGUAGCUGUUUGUCUCAGAAAUUUGAAUUUGAUCCAUUUUAUGCAGCAUGAAAAUCUAAUUCAAAGCUAGUGUCAAGGUUUGAGGUGUAGUAAUAUUGGUACAGUCUAAAGAAAAUGCAUAAGUAUUUGUUUAGGAUUUGGGACACUACUAUUAAUAAACUGUGGUUUGGGUUAUUUUAAAGUGCUUCGUUCAAGGAAGAGAAUGCUGGAAAAACCUUUGUUUUCUUUAUUCAAUCUUGAUUAUCAAGAAUCAGAAUGGAUAUACCCCAGCCAGGUGGCAAUUUCAUAGGUGUAAAAUGUCUGUGUCUUCUCAAUUAAGACCAGUUUCACAAUUGCUAAAUAUAGUGGGAGCCAUUUUACAUUUCUGUGGUGGCUACUCCAGGCAUUGAUUGAACUAGCUGUAUGUAGUUUUCUCCACAUCAGUAAAGACUGUCAAUAUUAAAAUUUUAACUUGGCAGAGACAAACCUAUCCAACACUGAUCCAGAGCAGCUUCCAUUGCAAAUACAAUGUCAAAUAGCUGAUGCUUACUGUGUGAAUUUGCAUUAUGCUAAGGGCUCUACUUUAUAUAACGACCCCAUUCCUAAGGCAGAAAUUGUAUACUCAUCUCUCACUGGAAAAAAAAUUUAAAGUCCAAAUAAGUCCAAUUCCUAUAUAAAUCGUGGGUUGAAGCCCACUUCCUUGUACACGCAUAGAAUUUCCACUCCUGACAACAGCAGAUGGCUCUCCUUCCACUUUGACAGCCACCAAUGUGGGAUUCUGGCUUGUCUACAAGACAUUUUAUCUCUAGAUUAUAACACAAAUCACACACACACCCCUUGACUUCAGCAGCAUUUAGACUGUGCUCCUAAUUAGUAAAAUAGGCACAAUGUCAAUGCAGAAUGUUGUUAUGUUGUUAUCAUACGACCUUACAGAAAAAUGCCCUGACAGUUUACAGCAACAAUUGCUGGAAGCAGAGAAAGAUUUUGCAAUGUUAAAAUAGACAAUUCAACCAACACAAGUAAAUGGGGACUGUUGAGUUUACAAGAGAAAAUAUUAUUCUGACAUAUCAACACUCUCAUCAAGCUGUGGCAGCCAUUUGCUAAUCCGGAAUAAAAUGAAUAUUAUUUGAAUACUGUUCUCUUGUCUACAGCUAAAGCAAUAAAACUGGUCUAGCCAAGAUGUUAUAGGCACUUGUUGUCAUUAGCUGGUGAGCGCCCUCUUUAUCUAAUUAAGGUACUGAAAGAAAAUUCUUUCUUAAGAUUGCUUAGGAAUUUGAACUGAUCUAAUACAUGUAGCUUGGAGGGGAGGUACCCAUUCUUUCCUAAAUAAUAACUAUUUAUUAACUUCCUACAAGUUUUUCCUGUUAUAAAUCUCUCUCCAUCCUACAACUCAUUUCUCUUCUCUCUGUUUUUUCAUAGUUUUUUGUUGCAUAGGUAGAAUGCUGUAUUGCUAGCAUUGUAUUUUAUGUAAUUAUUUUUGCACAAAGGCAAACAUUUAGCUUAGUGGGUUACUUUCUUUUUAUAAAUUUUAUGACCAUGCCAAAAUAAUAUUCUGCAGGCUGGCGGAGAACAAAGGACUGUUCUUUAGGACUGAAACUUGAUUUUGCUCAUAGUACAAAAACACACACUCACAGAUGUUUCGUAAGUGUUAUAAGCACUGGAUAUAAAUGGUAUUUUUUAUCACUUCUAACUAAUGUGAAACUGUUGUACAAAAACGACAUGAACAAAAGUCAUCUGUUUCGACUCGUGUGGGCCUGCCUCACAGUUGCCGGAUUUGAGUCAUUUUUAUGUCUUGUUAUUUCAUUUAUUUAUGCAAGAUUCGUAUAUAUAUUAAUACUUUGUUUUAGCUCCAGCCCUGCAUCUCUGUUGAUGCUCUGUAAGUUAAAGCUGCAUUCUUGACACUGAUUGGCUCUUCAUGAAUCAGUAGAUGGUAGAAUGCUACUUUAUUGGUCAGGUUGGGUAAAAAUGUAUUUGAAUCUGAAAAGUUCAGAAGCAGUUUAUUGUAUUUAUUAGCCGAUACUGGCUCUAAAGUGUCAGUAGAAAUCAAGGAAGGACAAUCGUUUGGAAGCAAGAACCAUUUAUUUUUUGCAUUCUUAAUUGGAGCUCAAAACAAGGUUUUUGAUUAGUCACCAUCUCAUUUUAGAUUUUUUAAAAAAUGUGUAAAUAUAACAUAGGAAAUAGAAUUUAUUUUUUGUUCAUGGAUACUUAGUGAAGUAUAAGUUAUGUAUUUACUUUUGUUCUGUAUCAGUGUACAUUGGUCCAUAUUAAAUGCUGACAAAUCACUGUACCUCAUGUAGAUGCUGAAUUUACACCUGCAGUGUGAGAGCAAUAUUGUGAACCUGUAGCAAGGAUAGCAACAUGCCUCACUUACGCUCUCCUUCAUAUCUGAAUCUCACAUUUCAUAAACACAAUAUUUCAAAAUAGCACACCUGAUUAUAAAAUAACAAUCCUCAUCCUCUUUAUUCUCUGAUGGUGGUGUCAUAGUUAUUUGGGCUGAAACCUUAGUCAGAGAGAUGAAACCUGACAGUCUGAUCUUAAUAAGUACUGCAUCAGCAUGUAAGUGCAUAGGAUGUGGUGUGCCACCAAGGGUGGUGUGCCCUUGGGUAGACUGACUCUCAUGUAGGGAAAGGUGAUCAGAUUGAACUUGAAACAAAUUCACACAUUUAAGUCCCACUGAUUUCAAUAAAACUAACUUUUUCUUGAUCAGAGCCAUUGCUGUUGCAGACGGAUACAACAGCUAAUUCUCUGACACUUGCUGAAGUAGUUCCAGCUAAUUCCUUGGAGGCAAAUUAAAUAGGGAAUCAAUCCAUGAAUUAUUCCUACCUUUGAAGUAUAUCCCCAAAUAACUUCCUCUCUUUCUCUGAAUUAGGAUUGCUUUAAAAAGCAACUGCUUUAAAAGUGAGGUGCACAACUGCCAGAUUUCUAGUUAAGUUUUUAAUCAAUUUACUUCAUAAUCUGCAGUAUGCUUCUGAACAGAACAGAUGAAAGUUCUUAGUUCUUGUUUAAAAGGAACCAAUGUGAAUAUCAUAAUGUGUCAGUAUGAAUGACAAGUAAGUACAUUAAUAAAUUAGGAUGCUCUAGGAGGUUGUCAUUAACCAGGCUUUUGUAAUGAUACCAGCUAUUAAAAGUAACAUUGAACUGGCUAGAUCUGUGUCUGGAAUGGAACAGUAUUGCUAGUUCCAGAGAGAGAGAGAGAGAGAGAGAGAGAGAGAGAGAGAGAGAGAGAGAAGUGAAACUAAUAGUAAAUUAAGGUGGCUUAUAUAAUUGUGCACUAGAAUAGGCAGUGGCACCUGUUAUAAUUUCCAUGUGCCCCCAAAUAAUGCUGAUUUAAAGAUUAAUGCUGUGCAUAUAUGUAGUAACAGACUCUGGACUUUGAACAAUAGUUUUAUUUUAAAAAAAUAUCCCAUUUCCAUAGCAAAAUCUAGUAAAGUCUUUAAUUUCAAGAGAAUAUUUCUGAAGUGCUUUGUUACCAGUUAGGAAUAAAAAUCCAGUAAAACAUUCACAACAACAAAAUAAUUUGUUUUAUUUGAUACUUUACAAAUGCAACAUAAAGUCUUAAUGAAAGUUGAACACAAUUUCACAGGGUUUACAUCUAUAAAGGGAAGAAGUAGCCCAUCUCUAAGAAGAUAAAUAGUAGCCUCAAACUCUGCUAGUCUCCUCAGUAAAAUGGGCAUGGAGAGUGCGGGCAGAAGUCUUUCCCUUCCUCUGCUAACUGCCAGCUUUAAAGGCAGAAAUGCUAGUCUUUGAAGCUGGGAGUGCAUGCAGCACUUCUGCUUUGCCACUGAGCUGCAGCCCCCUCCAACACUUCCCUAAAUGUAUGCUGGUACCCCAACAUGUAGUUUGGGGAAAGCUGUAGGAUCACCAGCUGAUCCCAAAUUAGUGCGCUCACAGCCAUCAAGAGGCAGUGUAAGAGAAAGAUAGGAUUACAUUGAAACAAUUCCAAUACUAUAUGGUGUUCAUUGGGCGUGUGUGUGUGCGUGUGCGUGUUAUUUAAACUAAUUACAAAACCCUGUGAAAAAGUAUAGCAGUAACUUGAAAACAAUGAUUGCUAAUGAUUGUGUAAAUGAAACAAUGAUUGUGUAUAUGCAAGUAUCCCCUAAUACAAAGUUCAAGUAUGAUAUCAUACUGUAUGUACCAUUGCUUUUUGUCUUAACUUUUCUUUCUACUUUACUGCAAAUAUUGUCCCAGUAAAAAAUACCACAAUGCUUCAGUCCAGGAAAGCACUUAGCUGAAUCCUCAAACUGCACAUUCUGGAAUAGUCCAAAUGGUGGCCUGUGGUACUCGUCCGGAGUGUGUGGUCUGAAGAUCACAGCCUCAAGCACCCGUUUAACUUUGAGCAACCGAGCCAUUCAAUUGAAGUCCAAACCAUUUAGGAAUAUGUUUAAAGUUGAGCAGAAUUUUAUAUGUAUAUCUGGAUGGGAUUGUCAGUGCCAACAACUGCUCUAGAAAUGCAGCUGGUAGAAUGUAUAAUAGAGUAUUUCAUACGUUCAGUUUAAAAAAAAAUAGUCUCAGAUCCUAGAUGUUUGCAUGUGUGUUUAAUGACUGAAGUUGGCACUUAAGCAUGCCCUGUUUAAAGACUAACAUGUGACCUCAUUUGAUUUAUUAUUUUUAUAAAGGCACUUGUUCUUUUACUCAAACUCAAUUUACUUUCCUCUCUGUCUCCACUCCUCCAGCAUUGCUUUUUUCCUUUUACCAACCAUUGUUCUCUGCAGUUUUUCCUCAGAUAAUGUUUGAUAUACUGUAAUACUGUGAUCCCAUACUAGAAUGCAAAAAUAAUUUUCAGAAGGGUUUUUUUUUUGAAGAGCCAGAUUUGUAUCAUUGGAUUCCAUAUUCCCCCCUUAAACAACAAAAAGUCCAAGAUUAAUUUUUAAAAUCUGUUUAAAAAGUAUUAUGAGAGAGUUCACUUAAUGUGUACAAAGAGGAGGGGUGGGCCUGGGGUGUAUAUGUGUGAAAGGAAAAUGUAUCCAAUUGGUAUUUAUGGCAAUAUGAAAGCUAUAAAGCAGCUUAGUGACACAGUUUGCUUUAUAAUUUCUGCUUUCUUCAAAAACCACAAGUGAGGUCCUUGGUGCUCUCAAAAGUUUGGGGAAUGUGCAAAUAUUUAACUGUUUGUAUGCUGCACAUUGCAGACCUGCUAAUGUGCAUUCUCCGUUCGUCUUCCUUUGUCAUUUGUGUUUUGCUUUCUCAAAAGCACAGGGUUUUUUUUCCCUUGUACCCUUCAUCAGCCUGUAGCAAAUGAUAGAAUGUUUUUAGUUUUUCUGUUCAUUAUUGUAUUUGCCAUGUACAAAUGUUUUUUUUAAUUAUUAUUACAUCAAGACAAGCUUAUAAGCUGUUACUUACUGUAACUCUUUUCUUUCCUGACAUUGUAAUUUGUUUGUGAUGUAUAUUGUGAGAUUGUAUUCUAUGUUAAUUUAAUCAGCACAAUUCACUGACAUGCUGGACUGACAUGCUCGCUGCUGUUUCAAAGUGUAAAGUUUUUGUGUAGAGCUGUUGGGGGACAAUUGAGAGGCCCCCCUCAAGGUACUAUGCUUUGGUUCCUAUGGCAACAGGGUGGGUGUGGCUCGGAUGACGCCGGGGCUGCUGUUUCGACACCCACAAGUCAAUUUUUUAACUGGCUGGUUUUCUUUGUAGAAAUUCUAUAUACAGUGCAGGUACCUACCUGGGCCCAGGGCUGGUAAUUAUUUGGGCAUAUAGAGGAAAAAAAAACCCUAGUGUCUAUUGCUGCUUUGAAUAUGUUUUAAAGUCUGAAAAUGUAAAUAGUUUAUCAAAAAAAAUCUUGUACAGUCCAGUGUAAAGUUUUUAAAUGAACUUAAAAGGUUGCCAUCACAUCUCUCUCACACUCUCCUCUUGAAGCAGUUUGAAAAGAAAAGAAAAAAGUUUGCUAAGGAUGUUGAUUUUUUUUAAAGAAAAAGUAUCUGUGCUCUUAAUUUAAGGGGAAAAAAGAAUCAUUCUUAGCUUUGCUUCAUAGCAUAAACAGACUUCUUGAAUUUUGUUGUGCAGUAUUGACGUGAGGUAAAUUAAAUAUUAAAUAAUUUUUCAGUGGUACUUUUAAGAGUCUUCUCCUCUCCUCUGCCUCAAAAAUUAAUGGAAAAGACAAAACUGAAAGACACUGUCAUGAUAACGUAUAUUCUGGUGUAUGUUGGCACCUUACCUACGUAUUUGAGGGGAUUUUUUCCUUUUCCUUUUCUUUUUUUUCCCUUUUCCUCUUUUUUUUUGGUUGCACAAGGUGCUUUCCUGAUAUGUUAAACAUGUCAUCAUUGGGUGAUACCAUUUAUGCCAUGAUAAGGGGUUCUGACCCCUCAGGGGAGUGUCUAUAAGACUGCCUAUUUAUGCUCAUUUACCUCAAGACUGUCCUCUCUACCCUUAAUCUAUUCACCAUCACUCCAUCUUUUGUACUGCUGUUGACACUUACAGAUUAAAGAUAAAUUUUGUUUUA
Varanus komodoensis (Komodo dragon) is the source of this 11349-nucleotide messenger RNA. RefSeq names its product SRY-box transcription factor 6 (gene SOX6). The transcript is spliced from 15 exons. The coding region runs from base 15 to 2504 and encodes 829 amino acids. Gene Ontology annotation, molecular function: RNA polymerase II cis-regulatory region sequence-specific DNA binding; DNA-binding transcription factor activity, RNA polymerase II-specific. Gene Ontology annotation, cellular component: nucleus. The record is from RefSeq and is a predicted model, not a curated record. Gene Ontology annotation, biological process: cell fate commitment; positive regulation of chondrocyte differentiation; regulation of transcription by RNA polymerase II. Lineage: Eukaryota; Metazoa; Chordata; Lepidosauria; Squamata; Varanidae.